AGUAGGCCUUGAGGAGGUAUACGAGUUUACAGGCCUUAAGCAUUAAGCAGGCCUUGAUCGAACCGAUCAGUCGGCUUGAAAACGGAGUUUUGGCGUCCAAAACGUUUGGUUUGUUAUGGUCACAACAGCCAACAAGUUGUUUUAAAUCCAUAGUUAACAUGUCUUGUAGUGAAGAUCACCUUAACGAAUACCAAGAACCACUUGUUGGCAACAAAAUGACAGAAGAAGAAAUAGUGAAAUCACUCCUUUCGUCAUCGUCUGUAAGAUUGGAAGACUUGAUACCUAGUGGUCCUUUGAGAUCUAUUGAUGCUGCUAGAGUGGCAACUUGGAUUCUAUGUCAACAUGCGCAGAAAAGAAAUAGUAUGAGGAUAAUGCAGCGGAUAAAGUGGUUAACCGCUGUUGUCCAAUAUGGGAUUGUGGAUUCUCUAACUGAUCUUGGAAAGCUUUUUAACCCUCUACUACAGCUAGUUUUCAUCUCUAAAUAUCAAGCUUCUAUUUGUCAUCUACUCUAUAUGAUUGCAACACCAAACUUGUACCAAUUUCAAAUAGAAAGGAUUAUGAAGAAUGCCAAUAUAGUGGGACUUACCAAACCAUUAGCUGGUCUCCUAGGUCGGUUGAAAUCCCUUCGCCCAGAUUUAGUUCCACAAACAGUCCCAUAUCAAACCAACACUAUUUCCUUCCCAAAAGCUCCAGUCUCCAUGUGUGCUGGUCUCUUUGCACUUUCUGAACGAAUCAAAGAAAAUGCUGAGAACACCAAUCAAAUCACAUUUUCCAUUAAUAGUGAGCAAAAAAGGGCCACCAAAAAGAUGAGACUAGAAAUUAUACCAAGAGUCCAGCAUAUCUACCUGGAAUCAUCAUCUGAAGUUGACUUCCAGAAGAUUGUACCUUUGUCCCAGUUACAUAGAUUUCAGGACAUACUUAGUAAGAUAACUACAGUUCGACUGCCUAACCAUAUUGGAUCGCUACUAAACAAGAGAGAACAUCACUAUGUACUGUUCUUGAGGUUUACACCUCAUGUGGAUGGACAGUUAUCUCAGUGGCUUUAUCUUACUCUUCGUUACGAGUUCAUCGAAAAACCCCAGUCUCAAGGCAGAGAAGGAAAGACACUGCUUCUAGACAGAAUCAAAGAGUUCCAGGAAUGCACGGGUCGAAAGCUGCUGGCUGUUUACAAUUUUCUAUCGGAAUAUCUCCGCAUAUGGGAUGGAAUCCAGUUCAGUGAUCAAAUUUUGCAGCUUCUGACGCAGAUUACGUUUCUUCCAUACUCGGAUCUCUACAACAAUUUUUUGCGAAUUCUGGAGGACCUAUUUCAUUCCUGUCACACACCGUACAGAUUAAAAAUCAUUGAUUUUUGCCAAAAGCUGAUUCAAAAUUUGCUUAUUGAAAAGUUUGGACGUGCUGCACGGGCUAAGGCAGUAUUUUAUAAAUCAAACGAAGCAGCGCCAGAGGAAGAAAUAGAAAAAUUGGUAGAAGGUGUCUAUGUCGUCAGCGAAGUUAUUCGAUUUGCCGAACGCCUUUUGAACACGGCCUUGAUGUCUUCUACUGAUCUUUCGUUGGUUCUCAGGUCCGUUUUAUUUCAUCUCUGGCUAAUAGAUGUAGAAUGCGAAUUUGAAAUGCCGUUCCGAACAUUUUGCCAACCAGUGACCGUUUAUUCGGCUUUGUUUUCAACUUCUCCAGUACUUGUUGCGCUUCUGUGCCAGCUUCUGUGCAAGUACAACACGCUUGGGCUGAAACCGUUGAUGAAUCUAUCAACUUUUCCUGAGCUCGAAGACUUCCGUCGAGAUUCGUUGGAUAACGCGUCAAUGUUAAAUCGCUACAUUAUUGACGUAUCGAGUUGCCUAGUGUAUCAAAAGGCCUUUGUCUCAGAUACGAAUUCGCUGUUAUCCUUAACUCCGCGGAGCAGCGUAAAGAAGUUGUCCAAGUUGGGUUCUUACAAGGCAGCUUUUGAUUUGAAAAGACAUCCUGCUUUCAUGGGUAUUGCCCGCGAAUGGAUCAAAUCCAAGCCUGGUUACUCUGCCAACGCGCCGACUGAAUUCAAGACGUAUGAGCAAAUUGAAGCCGAUUCGGAAAGUUACAUCCGCUAUCUGUUUAGCUAUUUUCCAACAAUUCGAGAAUAUAUACAAGAAUUUCAUCGUGCCUAACGCAGAGAGAGAGAGAGAGAGAAAGUAUCCGGAUCUCCUUUAACGUUUUAACAAAGAACCAACGCUUUUUGUUUUUAACCAAUAACCAACGCUUUUAGUUUUUACCAUGUUUAAGAGACUUGUUCAUAACUUGUUAUUCGAUAAAAUUCAGGUACUGUCCGUAGCAAUUUUUUCAUUCAGCCAUAAUUUCAACGGCCUGAUAAUUUGCUAGUUUCGGACAAACAAAUGAAUAAAAUAUUUCACAAUA
This is a messenger RNA of Daphnia magna, 2385 nucleotides long. RefSeq lists its product as uncharacterized. NCBI's taxonomy places the organism in Eukaryota, Metazoa, Arthropoda, Branchiopoda, Diplostraca, Daphniidae. The transcript has 17 exons. The record is from RefSeq and is a predicted model, not a curated record. Gene Ontology annotation, cellular component: kinetochore. Bases 159 to 2138 code for a protein of 659 amino acids.